UGCUUACUCGCACUUUCCCCAAAUGCUUCAACUAUUUAAACCACAGAGCGCAUUGUUGGUUUCAGUGUCCAUUGAGAAUAAUGAGAAGCAUUGCAAUAAUGGAAGGUGCAAGAGUAAUGUUCCUAUUAUUAUUAUCACUAAUACUACUGACCCCCUUGAAGAUCAGUAGCACCGUAGAAGUAGCGACUAAUGCUAAGCCACCAUGCAAUUUUCCAGCAAUAUACAAUUUCGGGGACUCGAAUUCCGACACCGGCGGUAUCUCUGCUGCAUUUGAACCAAUACAAGCACCUUAUGGUGAAAGCUUCUUCAGGAAACCUGCUGGAAGGUUUUCAGAUGGCCGCCUUCUCAUUGACUUCAUCGCUGAGCACAUGAGUCUACCUUACUUGAGUCCCUAUCUAGAUUCCAUUGGCUCGAAUUUCAGACACGGAGCCAAUUUUGCAACAGGAGGAUCCACAAUUCGUAGGCAAAACGAGACUAUAUUUCAAAGUGGUAUAAGCCCCUUCUUCCUGGAUGUUCAGAUCGUGCAUUUUCAUCGUUUCAAAUCAAGAACUGAAGAGCUCUAUAGACAAGAGAAGAACAAACUCCCGAGACCUCGCGAAUUUUCACAUUCUCUCUACACAAUUGACAUAGGCCAAACUGAUCUAGCUGUUGGUUUCCGCCAGAUGAGUAAUAUACAACUUCGGGCAGCCAUACCAGACAUAAUAAAUCACUUUUCUGCAGCAGUAACGCGUCUAUAUCAACAAGGAGCGAGGGCAUUCUGGAUACAUAACAUACGCCCAAUCGGUUGCUUACCAACAGCCACAUUAUACCUCAGAAAUCCAAAACCAGGUGUUCUUGAUAACUAUGGAUGCUUAAAGAGCCAUAAUAAUCUGGCCUUAGAGUUCAAUAGACAGCUGAAAGCCAGAAUAGGGACAUUGAGGGCAGAGCUUGGGCAUGCUGCUAUAACAUAUGUAGAUGUCUAUGCUGCCAAGUAUGAAUUAAUCAGCAAUGCCAAGAGCCAAGGUUUCAUGGAACCCCAGAAAAUAUGCUGUGGAGUGCAUGAGGGGAAUGCGCACGUAUGGUGCGGGCAGAAAGGAAUAGUGAGAGGUGCAGAAGUGUUCGGAGGGGCUUGUGCCAAUCCUUCAGGUUACAUAAGCUGGGAUGGAGUACAUUAUUCACAGGCUGCUAAUCACUGGAUUGCCAAUCAUAUACUUAAUGGCAGUUUCUCUGAUCCUCCCAUUCCCAUUACACAUGCUUGUCAUAAACGUCUUCACCAUUAAAAAUCAUGUAUAAUUAUAUGUAUCUAAACCAGUCUUUAUAUCUAUGUCAAGUAAAAUCACUGUUCUUGUCCUU
Lycium barbarum (goji berry) is the source of this 1332-nucleotide messenger RNA. RefSeq names its product GDSL esterase/lipase At5g14450. Bases 81 to 1259 code for a protein of 392 amino acids. The transcript has 5 exons. Lineage: Eukaryota; Viridiplantae; Streptophyta; Magnoliopsida; Solanales; Solanaceae. Gene Ontology annotation, molecular function: hydrolase activity, acting on ester bonds. The record is from RefSeq and is a predicted model, not a curated record.